AUGAGUGAAUCUUUUGUUACAAAAGAAUAUGCAUCUGGUCUUAUCUUAUUCGAUAUUCUUGACAAAUCAUCUCAUAUUGGAUGUAUUACACUAAAUAAUCCAUCAAAACGUAAUGCUAUAUCAUGUCAAAUGUGGUUAGGUUUAUCAAAUUUAUUAGAUGAUUGCCUUCUUAAUUAUAAAACUAUACGUGUAUUAAUAUUAACUGGUCAUGGUCAAAUAUCAUUUUGUUCAGGUGCUGAUUUAUCCGAAAAAGAAGAUGAUGAUAUUAGUCAUGCAAUACCAACUAUACGUAUUAAACUUCUUCAAUUUCCAAUACCUAUUAUUGCAAAAAUCAAUGGUUAUUGUUUAGGUGGUGGUCUUGCAUUAGCUAUGAGUGUUGAUAUUCGUAUUGCAUCUCAAAAUGCUUCUUUUAGUAUACCAGCUGUUAAAUUAGGUUUAUCAUGUCCAAAAGAUAUAAUUGAUCGUUUAAUCAAAUUAGUUGGUGAAUCUCAUGCUAAAAUGAUACUUUAUACAGGUGAUCGAAUAUCUGCUCAACAAGCUUAUUCUAUAGGAUUAAUUCAAUAUAUAUGUGAUAAUCAUGAUAAUUUAGAUCAAUAUAUAUUGGAUUUAGCUCAAAGAAUAUCAUGUAAUGCUCCAUUAUCUGUACGUUCAAUUAAAGUAAUGAUUGAAAAUGGAAAUGAUCAUUUAGCUAUAAAAACAGCAAUUGAUGCAUGUCAAAAUUCCAAUGAUAUUAAUGAAGGAAGAAGUGCUUUUCGAGAAAAACGGCAACCUAAUUUUCAAGGUUGUUAA
Rotaria sp. Silwood1 is the source of this 789-nucleotide messenger RNA. The record is from the annotation of a GenBank genome assembly. NCBI's taxonomy places the organism in Eukaryota, Metazoa, Rotifera, Eurotatoria, Philodinida, Philodinidae.